This is a messenger RNA of Ostreococcus lucimarinus CCE9901, 1410 nucleotides long. RefSeq lists its product with no specific name. The transcript has a single exon. NCBI's taxonomy places the organism in Eukaryota, Viridiplantae, Chlorophyta, Mamiellophyceae, Mamiellales, Bathycoccaceae. The record is from RefSeq and is a predicted model, not a curated record. Bases 1 to 1410 code for a protein of 469 amino acids.
AUGUGCGAACCGAAACGGGGGCGGGAGCUGACGAAAUUGCUGCAGAUGUUGGUGGAAUAUUUGUUGCACGUGCAGGAGGCGCUGAGCGAGGGCAAGGCGAAGGCGGAGCGAGACGCGGAGGGGUGGAAGGAUCGGGCGAGGACGGAGCGAGAUGAGGCGAGAAAAUCCGCGAGGGAGUUAAGGCUGGCGAUGGAGGCGCACGAGGCGGAGUUGAUCGCGGUUGCGGCGGAAUACGCGAAGAAGAGGAAUAAUCCGGAUAACGCCGAGCUCGAGGACGCGCGCAGGCGAGGGGAGUCGAUGGCGGCUGAACGCGCGGCGAAAGACUUGGAAAAGCGAUUGCGCGAACAAAGAGAGCUUUUCGAUAGUGCCGUCGAUCGCAUGCGCGCGGCGCACGCGGAGGCGCAGGCGGAGGCCGCGCGCGAGUUGUCGGCUCGAAAGGCGGAGCUCGCGUCGGCGCGCGCGCAGUACGUGGCGUCAUCGACGGAGUCCACGAAGGAGGCGAAUAGGAUGGUCGCUGACGCACAAGCGCUCAUUCGUGAGGCACGCGAGAAGGCGGAGUUGGAAAAGUCCAACGUCGCGCGCGUGCGCUCCGAGCUCAACGCUGCGGUGGAGGCGACUCAAAGGCACAAGCGUUCGUUGGUCGACGUCAAGUCGGAGCUCACGCGACUCAAGGAAGAUUUCAAAUUCGAACACGAGUCGAACGCCGAGUUACGAAAAGCACUAGAGCGCCGCGACGAAGAGCGCAAGUUGAUGCGCGAACAAAUUGAGCGUCUCCACGGCAAGCAGAAAUCGUCGAUGACGGAGGAAAUGGCCGAGUUGACGAACAUGCGAGAACUGGCAAAGAACAACUACGCCGAAAUCGAACGCCUGAAGCGCGAAAACGAAGUGCUUCGCGAGGAUAAGAAUGCACAAUCCACUUGGGUCGCGGAGGAAAAGAAGCGUUGGGUGUCGGCGAAUGAGCAAAUCUUACAAGCCGAGUUGACAGAGAAGGACAACGCCAUCGCUCAGUUGCGCGAAGAGAUUUCGCAAUUGAGAAACGACAUCGCCACGGAGCGUUCGCGCAAGAUGAUCACGAUUAAACCAAUCAUCGCAGAGUACGAGGCUCGAGCGCAAGCUGCGCCGCCCGUGGCCCCCAAACCCGCGGUGAAGGCAGCGAAAGCGCGCAAGACGCUCGAGCCCCCGCCGAGCGACGUCCAAGACAUGGAUGGGGCGCUCCACGCCGCCAUGCUUGAUCUCGACGUCGACUUGGACGCGGUCGCCGAGGCUGGUUUGGACGACGCCACGUUCCAGGAAGCUAUGGCGAAGUUCGAAGCGGUUCAAAUGCAAGACGUACCGAAGGAGUUGCGCGCAAAGUAUGCGUUGUCGCGCGCUAAGAUUCAAAAGGAACUCGACGGCGUCGCGGUUCGUUGA